AUGCUUAAACCGAUCGUCAGCGGCAGCAACGGCUUGGAACAAGACUUCGAAGAUGUGCUUGCGGCAAUAAGCGAAACUUCACGAAGCCCACUCUUCUUCUUUGGCCUCGAUAGUACACCUUCCCAGAGCACCUCAUCCGCCACAGCGCAGCCGCAGAAUUCCGGCGUUGUGCAGCGGCAGGACCCGACCAGUGGCAAAGUCCCACAGAAGAAACCGCAGCCUUCACAACCCAAGGAGGAAGGCGCGUCCAAACUGCCUUCUCGCAGCGCGCUCAGUUCGCAAACAAGCUCAUCAGGAACUCCCUCAGGGCCAGGGGAUGCAUCCCACAAAUUGCUUGGAAAGGAACAUCCUCCAGGGCACAGUGAUGAAGACGAAGAUACAGCGAACCUUUGGAGAACAUGGGACAAGGAAGAUCUCGAACUGAUGUAA
This is a messenger RNA of Eimeria acervulina, 429 nucleotides long. RefSeq lists its product as hypothetical. The record is from RefSeq and is a predicted model, not a curated record. Lineage: Eukaryota; Apicomplexa; Conoidasida; Eucoccidiorida; Eimeriidae. The coding region runs from base 1 to 429 and encodes 142 amino acids. The transcript has a single exon.